Castor canadensis (American beaver) is the source of this 2213-nucleotide messenger RNA. RefSeq names its product negative elongation factor complex member C/D (gene Nelfcd). Gene Ontology annotation, cellular component: nucleus; NELF complex. The record is from RefSeq and is a predicted model, not a curated record. Gene Ontology annotation, molecular function: RNA binding. Lineage: Eukaryota; Metazoa; Chordata; Mammalia; Rodentia; Castoridae. Gene Ontology annotation, biological process: negative regulation of transcription elongation by RNA polymerase II.
UGCGCUGCCGCGCGAAGAGUAUGGCUGGUUCCGCGCCAGGCUCCAUGAUGGCCGAAGAUUACUUUGGAAAUGCGGCCGAAUGGGGCGACGACGCGGACGGCGGCCAGCAAGAAGAUGAUUCUGGUGAAGGAGAGGAUGAUGCAGAGGUACAGCAGGAAUGUCUGCAUAAGUUUUCCACUCGAGACUAUAUCAUGGAGCCCUCCAUCUUCAACACUCUGAAGAGGUAUUUUCAGGCAGGAGGGUCUCCAGAGAAUGUCAUCCAGCUCUUAUCCGAGAACUACACUGCUGUGGCCCAGACUGUGAACCUGCUGGCUGAGUGGCUCAUUCAGACAGGUGUGGAGCCGGUGCAAGUCCAGGAGACUGUGGAGAACCACCUGAAGAGCUUACUGAUCAAACAUUUCGACCCCCGCAAAGCAGACUCUAUUUUUACAGAAGAAGGAGAGACCCCAGCGUGGCUUGAGCAGAUGAUCGCACACACCACAUGGAGAGAUCUGUUCUAUAAGCUAGCUGAAGCUCAUCCGGACUGCUUAAUGCUUAACUUCACUGUGAAGCUGAUUUCUGAUGCAGGGUACCAAGGGGAGAUCACCAGCGUGUCCACUGCGUGCCAGCAGUUGGAAGUGUUCUCUAGAGUGCUUCGAACCUCUCUAGCCACAAUCUUGGAUGGAGGAGAAGAAAACCUUGAAAAAAAUCUCCCUGAGUUUGCCAAAAUGGUUUGCCAUGGGGAGCACACGUACCUGUUUGCACAGGCCAUGAUGUCCGUCCUGGCUCAGGAGGAGCAGGGAGGCUCUGCGGUGCGCAGGGUCGCACAGGAGGUGCAGCGCUUUGCCCAGGAGAAAGGCCACGAUGCUAGCCAGAUCACGCUGGCCUUGGGCACAGCUGCCUCCUACCCCCGGGCCUGCCAGGCCCUUGGGGCCAUGCUGUCCAAAGGAGCCCUGAAUCCUGCAGACAUCACCGUCCUGUUCAAGAUGUUUACCAGCAUGGACCCUCCUCCUGUUGAAUUAAUCCGGGUGCCGGCCUUCCUGGACCUGUUCAUGCAGUCGCUCUUCAAGCCAGGAGCUAGGAUCAACCAGGACCACAAACACAAGUACAUCCACAUCUUGGCUUAUGCAGCAAGUGUGGUUGAGACCUGGAAGAAGAACAAGCGGGUGAGCAUCAAUAAAGAUGAGUUGAAGUCAACGUCGAAAGCCGUAGAAACCGUUCACAAUUUGUGUUGCAAUGAGAACAAAGGGGCCUCUGAACUUGUGGCAGAGCUGAGCACACUUUAUCAGUGUAUUAGGUUCCCAGUGGUAGCAAUGGGCGUGCUGAAAUGGGUUGAUUGGACUGUGUCAGAACCAAGGUACUUCCAACUGCAGACUGACCACACUCCAGUACACCUGGCCUUGCUGGAUGAGAUCAGCACCUGCCACCAGCUCCUGCACCCCCAGGUCCUGCAGCUGCUUGUUAAGCUUUUUGAGACUGAACACUCCCAGCUGGACGUGAUGGAGCAGCUUGAGUUGAAGAAGACCCUGCUGGACAGGAUGGUUCACCUGCUGAGUCGAGGUUAUGUACUUCCUGUGGUCAGUUACAUCCGAAAGUGUCUGGAGAAGCUGGACACUGACAUUUCACUCAUUCGAUAUUUUGUCACUGAGGUGCUGGAUGUUAUUGCCCCUCCGUACACUUCUGACUUCGUGCAGCUUUUCCUCCCCAUCUUGGAAAAUGACAGCAUUGCAGGCACCAUCAAAACAGAAGGCGAACAUGAUCCUGUGACGGAAUUCAUCGCUCACUGCAAGUCUAACUUCAUCAUGGUGAACUGAAUGCCAGUACCUGGCAGGGCUGAAGCAGAACCUUCUGGGGCCCAGCUGUGGAGGACCCUUUCAGGAAGCUGCUGUUUGCAGAGGCUCGCUCAGCCUCUUAGACAUGGGGUCUGCUAGGAGGGGUGGAACUGUUUUAAAAAGAGCAUGGUAGUGCUGUGCAACCUGCUCUUACGGACAGGCCCUUCUCUGGUCAGUGCAGCUCCGCCCUGUGUCCUGUGUGUAGUGCUUGCUUACCUCAGUACAGGAGGCAGGCCUGUGGUCCCUCAUGGGGAAUCCAGUAGUCCCCAGGGGUGGUGGGAAUUCAGAAAGAUGCUUCAGUGAACCAACCACUUUCAAGCUGACUUCGGUUUUCUCAAGAACUCAGUUGGUUAGUUCUUUUAUCGUAGUUGUUUAGAUUUGCUAAUAAUAAUAAAUUUUUAA